Molecule: messenger RNA, 726 nt
Organism: Triticum turgidum subsp. durum (durum wheat)
Lineage: Eukaryota; Viridiplantae; Streptophyta; Magnoliopsida; Poales; Poaceae
Source: the annotation of a GenBank genome assembly
AUGGUGAAAGGCGCAGUCCGCUAUGAGUCUGGACCGGCAUUUCAGGAGAGUGGAGAGCAGGGCAAGCUUGAAAUACCAGCAUCUGGCUCGACAGAAUUUUGGCUAAUACAGUGGCCUCUAAACCAUGUAAAUGCUUCUGAGUUUAGUGGUAAAGAAGUUACUGUUGAGCUUCAGGAUGAUGGAAACUUGGGAAAUUUGGAGAGUUCUUCCGGGAAAUCAUAUGAACUCGUUAGCUUUGCUGCUCAACAGCCAGAUGCUACUGUCUUCAUUCCAUCAGGAUCUGAAAUGAAAGCCGUGGGGAAGAUUUCACGCAGAGUUUGCUUGGUUCGUUACCCUGAACCUGAAGAAUUGGAGAAAGAGAAACCAAGUUUUGGGAGUCUUACACCUGGCAGUAGGAGACCUGCAGGUUCUUCUCGGAAGACUAUGUCUCGGUUCAGUGGCUUAUCGAAGAACCGUAGCAGCCAAGGAUCAGCAUUGUCCCUGGGUCAAGAGAACCGUAGCAGCCAAGGAUCAGCAUUGUCCCAGGGUCAACAGAGCGUGGAGCCGACGCCCAAACACAAGCAGAAGAGAAGGGACGAAAGCAGCUUGGGGGGCCACUCAAACGUGUCCGCCAAGUCCUCGGAAGGAUCCCAGGCUCGUGGCGCAGGAAGCAACACAACGUCGGAGAUGCCGCCGACGUCGGUGGAGAAAUCCAAGAAGAAGAAGAAGGUUAGGAUUCAAGAGUAG